UGCCAAAAAUAGCAAGAAUGGCGCCCCUGAGGAGGACUUGCUCGUUUAUUCUUGCAUUUGCAGUAAUAUCGGCGAACUUGGCUGCUACUAAGGGCAGCAUUUCAUCAGUAUGUCCAAUAGUGAAAGACCUUGGAAUGCAAAGCAGAGGUAUUCCAGAACAAGCUAUAACUGAAUCAAGUGUGUUACAAGGCAGCCCUCAGUAUGAGGGACAUCAAGCUCGGCUUCAUAACAAUGGAGCAUGGAUUGCAGCAAAUAACAAUGGAUCUCAGUGGAUACAAGUUAAAUUUGCACACAGAAAAGCAAUAACCAUGAUAUCCACUCAAGGGUAUAAUGGCUUCAUAAAGGAGUUUUUUCUGUUAUAUAGUGAUGAUGGCCUUCAGUGGAAUAAGUAUAACGAUAGCCAAGGAAUUGAUAAGGUAUUUCAAGGCAAUACUGAUGUAAAGAGUGUGGUCAAUAAUACAAUCAACCCACCUCUUGAAGGACUUUUUAUCAAACUCCAAGCAAAACUAUGUGACUCAUUAUAUUGUGCACUACGCAUGGAACUAUAUGGAUGUAACUACACUAAUCCACUUGUAUCAUCUGCAAUAUGUCCACCCCUAACAAAGYCUGCUGGGAGUUCAGUUUCAUGUACAGCAUCAACCUAUGUUGGUAGUACAUGUACAUUUAGAUGUGUGGUUGGAUAUUGGAUUGUUGGAUCGCUCUUUCUUCAGUGUCAACCCAACAGAACAUGGAAUGGCACUGUGCCAGCAUGCUAUGCCAUGCCUAGUGAGCCAAAAAACUUAAAAACAGUGAGUACAUUUUCAACAACUAUAAACAUAGCAUGGGAGAAACCAGCAAUUAGUGGCAGCUCUGUUAUCAACUACUUGGUCUACUGGAAAGCUGACAAUGAGCAAAGCUAUCAAGAAAAGAUAGUCACAAAGUUAACAGCAGCUUUAGUUGUCAAACCGUACACUUUUUAUUCCAUUAAAGUUAGUGCUCGCAGUGCCCACUUUAUGAGUCCUUGGUCGAUCAUCUUGAGACAGAGGUCUGACGAAGCAGCUCCUUCUAUGGCACCUUCAAAUUUCCAAGUCAAAUCUAACAAAGCUCUGACAUUGACUGUCACAUGGUCAGAGAUUCCUGAAGAAGGCCGUAAUGGAGUCAUUCUUGGUUAUAAAAUAAACUAUUAUAAGAACAAGACAAAGUCUGUCCCCACGGAGAUCCCUGUAGCCAAUGAUGUCUUCACAUAUACCAUUAAGAACCUGGAGUAUGAUGAUUACUUUGUCUCUGUCGCUGCUCAUACAAGGAUUGGAUUUGGUCCAAAUACAACUAUUAUCAGAAAAGUUCCCAUGGAAGGAGCUCCAAGUGAACCUUUAAGGCUGACCUGCACUAGUUUCUCAGACAAGAGUAUCCUGUUAAUAUGGCAAAAACCCUCAACAAGCAAUGGCAUUAUUAGGUACUAUCUGAUAACGACAUUUGAGAAGGUCACUGGUGUCCAGGUUGUCAAUAACAUGAAGUUCCCCGCAAAUAUGAAUUUGAUGAAACUUGUGCCAAAUCUGAAGCCAUUCAAAGAGUAUGUAGUUAAAGUGAAGGGGGUUACUGUAACACCAGGAGAGGCUGCUUCUUGCUCGGCAUGGACUAAAGCUGCAGCACCAGAUGGUGUACCGCUAAUCUCAUCUAUCAGCGCACGUGAUGCCUAUACUAUCUUCGUGUCCUGGAGCAAGGUUCCUAAAGAUGACUGUAAUGGGAUCAUUCUUGGAUAUAUUGUGUUCUUUAAGCCCCAUGGACAGCACGUUCCGUAUGAAAAUAAAACUAUUGACGAUGAAUCAAGACUUAGCACUGAAAUUACCGGAUUGAAACCUUUUACUCAAGUGUGUGUCAAAAUGGCUGCCUUCACAAAAGUUGGUGUUUCUAAGGAUUGGGAAAGUGAAGCAUGUCGACUUAUCACAACUGAUCAGACAGGCCCAAGUGCUCCUCGGAACAUAAACGUGACGGCAACAUCAUCUACCUCCAUCCUCGUGCAGUGGGAAGCCCCAGUCACUCCCAAUGGCAUCAUCUCAUACUACUUUAUCUUCUUGGGAACCUAUAAGGACAAUCUCGCAGAGCACGGACAAGUGACGGGGAAAAUAAUGAGCAAAGAAAUUACUGGGUUAUCAAAAUACACCACGUAUUAUGUGCAGGUCCGAGGGAAAACCAAUAAGAAUGGAAAUGCAUCUGAGAUCGUUAAAGUCACCACGUUAGAAGAUGCUCCAAGUGAACCUUUAAGGCUGACCUGCACUAGUUUCUCAGACAAGAGUAUCCUGUUAAUAUGGCAAAAACCCUCAACAAGCAAUGGCAUUAUUAGGUACUAUCUGAUARCGACAUUUGAGAAGGUCACUGGUGUCCAGGUUGGCAAGCCUGUCGACAUGAAGUUCCCCGCAAAUAUAGAUUUGAUGAAACUCGUGUCAGAUCUGAAGCCUUUCAGAGAGUAUGUAGUUAAUGUACAGGCGGUUACUGUAACACCAGGAGAUACUGCUUCUUGCUCGGUAUGGACUAAAGCUGGAGCCCCAAGUGAACCUUUAAACGUACAGGCAGUGCUGACAGGAAUGUCAGUCAACAUCAAAUGGAAUCCUCCCUUGGAGAAAAAUGGCUAUUUGAAAAUGUAUAAGGUGUACUGUAUCGGAAGACGUUCGUAUGAUCCAAGGUUCGAAAACAAGACUAAAGUAGAGACUGAGGUGGACAAACGUGAAGUCAUCAUCAGGAAUCUGCUCCCUGGCACGGAGUAUGAAGUGUAUGUUGUAGCCAAGACGUACGAGAAGGAUGGAAAGAAGAGUGAAUCAGUCACUGUACAAACUCCUCCAGAAGCACCUCCAGCACCAGAACAACCUGAAGUAUCACAGGAAAGCGUAAGACAUAACUCUAUCACACUCUUACUCAAGUCAUCGCCGCAAAAGAAUGGAGAAGUAAUAGCCCAUCAAGUGAUAGUGGAAGCAUUGGGCAAGAAAGCUAAACGAAGCGUCGAUCCCUUACCGUCUGAGAUCAAUGACUACAAGACAGCCAAGGAACGAGGUUCAUGGUUUUAUUUAGCAGCGGAAUUUCGAGGUUUAGAGGUACCUCAGUCAUUUGUACUUGGCGAUGGAAAAUAUUACGAAAACUACUACAAUGCACCGUUAGAACCUAAAACCAGAUACAGGGUUUACGUUCGAGGGGUAACCAAGGACCAAUAUGGGAAAUGGGUUUAUGGUGCUCCUGCUGCAACAACUCUUCCAGCAACAGCCGAAAUGAAAACCCUUGAUAAGGGAAAUGACGUUGGGUUGAUUGCAGGAAUUAUUGGUGCCAUUAUCCUGAUUGCCAUCAUCGCUAUUGCUAUUUUACUCUACAGAAGAUCCAAACGACCUUUAAAAGCUAACGUGGAUGUUGAGAACCACAAGUCAAAAUCCAGACGAAGAUUCAAGGACCUGGAGCUCAUGAGAAUAGGAGGAAAGAAGCGACCAUUGUCAAUUCCUGGUGAGGUAGUGAACGAUCCAGAACACCCUUCAGUACCAAUGGAAAACUUUUCCAAACAUGUCCAUAAGCUGCACAAGUCGGAUGACCGAGGAUUUAUGAUCGAGUAUAAUAAACUUGAUGCAGGGCGGGAGUAUCCAUGUGAAGCUGCGUACUUAUCAGACAACAAGAACAAAAACAGAUAUGGAAAUAUCGUAGCAUAUGAUCAUUCCAGAGUCGUUCUUUCUGUCCUGGAUGGCAAACAAUGUACAGAUUACAUCAAUGCAUCUCAUAUCGAUGGCUAUAACAAACCUAGUGCUUAUAUCGCUACACAAGGUCCCGUACCACACACUUUCGAUGACUUCUGGCGAAUGGUCUGGGAACAGCAGUCUGCCACGAUAGUCAUGCUAACAAACUUGCAAGAAAGACACAAGUUGAAAUGCCACAAGUACUGGCCUGAUAAAACUGAAGAAUAUGGUGAUAUAUCUGUCAAACUUCUCAAGUGUGAACACUACGCUGAUUACAGCAUUCGUACUUUCAACGUAAAAAGGGAAAUCGAGAAAGAAGAACGCGAAAUCCGUCAGUUCCACUUCAUAGUAUGGCCAGAUCAUGGCGUACCUGAAUAUCCUACAGCCAUCUUGGCUUUCCGUAGAAGAGUACGUGCAUACAAUCCACCCGAUGCUGGACCUAUUAUUGUACACUGCAGUGCUGGUGUGGGUCGUUCAGGGACAUUCAUAGUUAUCGAUGCUAUGCUUGAUCGAAUCAAGGCAGAGAAAACAGUGGAUAUAUUUAACUAUGUAGCUUACUUAAGAUCAAGGCGAACAGCCAUGGUGCAGACAGAGGAGCAAUACACGUUUUGUCAUGAUGCUAUUCUAGAGUCUAUUCAAUGUGGUAACACACAGAUCCUUGCACAUGACCUGAGAAUAGCUCUCAGCAAGAUGGAUCAUGUUGAUAAGGAUCUUAAACUGACGCGAUUUGAGACGGAAUUUAAGACGUUGAACAAAGUCAGCCCUGUGCUGCCCAAGGCGUGCUAUAUCGUCGCGUCCUAUCCAGAGAACAAGGAGAAGAACAGAUACCAUGAUAUUUUAGCCUCGGAUUUCUCACGGGUGAUGUUAACCGCGAUAGAUGAUAACGAGAUCACUACGUACAUCAACGCUGUCCACAUAUCGGGUUACAAGCAGCAACACGCAUUCAUUGUAACGCAAUACCCCCUGACUCCUACAGUCACUGAUUUCUGGCGCAUGUUAUGUGAACAAGAGUCAGCGUGUCUGGUAGUCUUCCAACCGACAGAAGAAGGGGACUUCCCUCAGUUCUGGCCUGAAGAAGGAAAAGUUACCUAUGAUGAUAUGAUUACAGUAGAAUGUCACGCUGAAAAAUCUAACAGUGUAGACAAUCUCAAGUCCACCUAUGAUCAGACAGAAAUCACUGAACUGAAGUUUAAACUCAAGGAUCUUAGAACUCCAGAGAAAGAAAUCAUCGUGAAGAUGUUUGUUCUCCAUGGAUGGGCCAAUGAUGAUGAUACAGUUGACACGUCAUCUAUGAUCACCCUGGUUGCUAAGGUGGAGAAAUGGCAACAACAGUCAGGCAAUGGACCAAUCACAGUCAUGUGCAGCGAUGGUAUUGGUCGAAGUGGAACAUUCUGUGCUCUCUACUCAGUACUGGAACGUGUGAAGAUAGAACAAGUAGUAGAUGUUUUACAAGCCAUCAAAGCCAUGAGAAUACCAAGACCUGGUCUAGUCAAAACUAAUGCUCAGUACAAGUCUAUUUAUUACACGGUUCAAGAAUAUUUGGCAGCUUUUGAUGACUAUGCUAACUUCAAGUAAAGAAUUAGACAUUUCUGGAAAAUUUUACCAUAUAUGGAGUCAUGACGUGUAUCGAAUUCCUUAUUUGGUAAUUUUGUAUCAUUGCCUUAUAUGGUAUGACUGUUGCUCCUUAUAUGGUAAUGUUAAAGCCUACAACUCCUUAUAUGGUAGUAUUACCUAAUAUGGAGAUGAUUAAGAAAGCUGAACAAUCAUAAGAUGAUCGUUACUAGCAAAAAAUACCAAACAGAUAGGAAAUUUAUUGUAAUAUUAAUAAUAAUAUGCUUACACUUCCCCGUUUCGCUUUAAGAUGAAAGUGGUGAAAAGUGAUGAGAACUUUAAAUAUCGAUAUAUUAAUAAUACCUAACAAAUAGACGUUUAGUGUUAUUUCAUACUCAUUUUUACUAAAUAUUUACGUGUUGUUUGAACGUAAAAAUAUCAAUAAUCAUUUUUAUGGUGGACCACUCAUUUUUAAAGCCACCCUCUUGUUUUUGGUAAAUGCUUUUUGAAAAUUAUUGUCAUUUUAAAGACAUUCCUCUGAGCUUGCGUAUAACUUGUUAAAUGAGUGGUUAAAAUAAUCUUGAGUUGCAUACAUUAAGAUAUAAAGAGUUUUGUCUGAUAGCUGCCCUUUUUAAUUUUUUUAUUUCAUUGAUCGUUUAUUUUUCAAUUUUUAAGUCUUUUUUAUGCAUGUGCAAGAGGUCAGACCUGAUUGGCUAUCACAUUCUUGCUUCUAAUUGGUUCUUUGAGUCUUUAUUUUUCUAUUGCAACAUGUUUUACAUUAAGAAGGGCUUCAGUAAAAGAUUUCGUGAGUAUUACUGUAUUAUAUUUCAUAAACCUCAUUAGCAUGCGCCAAAACGUACUCUUUUCGGCGUUGAUUGUUUUUUAACACAAUUUGUGGAUCUUAUUUACAUUACUGGAUCGUUAAUCGUGAAGUAUUCCACUUAGAAUACUUCAGCUGAUUUUGAACAAUAUAAGGUUUAUUAUGCAUUUAGCUUUAAAAAAAUUUUCUUUCUUUUCAGUUUAUAGUCGAACAGUAAUCGUAAUGCUCGAAAAUCCUUUAAAUGAAUUGACAUCUUAACAUUGAUUAAUAAAAGCUUGGCCAAUCGAUGAUAGCCAAGCUAAAAUACACCUAUAGAUAGUAAGCCAAUGAUAAACCAGCUAAAAUUUUACUAGCCAAUAGAAAUUAGCUUGAAUUGUAUCUAUAAAUAGACAGCCAAUAGUAAAUAGGCUUAAAUCAUAUCUAUAAAUAGCUAGCCAAUGGUAAGCUAGCUUAUACACCCAUAAAUAGCUGGCCAAUAAUAGGACAGUUCAUAAUACACAUAUAUAUAAUAAGAUAUUAUUACAAUAUCAUUAGACAUUAUUUGUUUUUUGAAAACCACAAUUUAAGGUUAUUGUAGAUAUAUAUGAAUGAUAUUUUCUUAAUGUAAUUAAAAUCACCAAUAAACGAAA
This is a messenger RNA of Actinia tenebrosa (Australian red waratah sea anemone), 6686 nucleotides long. RefSeq names its product receptor-type tyrosine-protein phosphatase S. Lineage: Eukaryota; Metazoa; Cnidaria; Anthozoa; Actiniaria; Actiniidae. The record is from RefSeq and is a predicted model, not a curated record. Gene Ontology annotation, molecular function: protein tyrosine phosphatase activity; protein binding. Gene Ontology annotation, biological process: protein dephosphorylation.